This is a messenger RNA of Zingiber officinale, 582 nucleotides long. Its product is annotated as universal stress protein A-like protein. The transcript has 3 exons. NCBI's taxonomy places the organism in Eukaryota, Viridiplantae, Streptophyta, Magnoliopsida, Zingiberales, Zingiberaceae. Bases 1 to 582 code for a protein of 193 amino acids. The record is from RefSeq and is a predicted model, not a curated record.
AUGGAGUCGGAGGGCAAAGAACCGCCGUCAGUAGCUGCUGCGGAGGCAAAGGCGGAGGCGGCCGGGUGCGGCGAGUUCAGGAAGAAAAUGAAAGUGUUGGCGGCGGUGGAUGAGAGCGAGGGCAGCCUGCACGCACUCUCCUGGGCGCUCGACAACCUCUUCCCGUCCAGCUCCGGUGACUCGCCAGCGGCGGCUUCCCUCGGCAGACUCAUCCUCCUCCACGCGCAGCAGCCGCUGCAGCACUUCAUGCAUCCCGUCGGACCAUCGAUCUACGCCACGUCGUCGGUGUUCGAAUCCGUGAGGAAGGCACAGGAGGAGAACUCACACCAUCUGCUGGAACGAGCAGCUCGACUCUGCAGCAGCAAAGCUCCGCUCGUGAAAACAGAGACCGUGAUCGCGGAGGGUGAUCCGAAAGAGACGAUAUGCCAGGUGGCGGAGCAAAUGGACGUUGAUCUCCUCGUCGUAGGAAGCCGUGGCUUAAGCAAAAUCAAAAGGGCCAUCUUAGGGAGUGCGAGUGAUUACUGUGCUCAUCAUGCCAAAUGCCCAGUGCUGAUCGUGAAGCCACCAAAGGGGAAUAACUGA